This is a messenger RNA of Acanthamoeba castellanii str. Neff, 1641 nucleotides long. RefSeq names its product ribonuclease, putative. The record is from RefSeq and is a predicted model, not a curated record. Gene Ontology annotation, cellular component: cytoplasm. NCBI's taxonomy places the organism in Eukaryota, Discosea, Longamoebia, Acanthamoebidae. The transcript is spliced from 14 exons. Gene Ontology annotation, molecular function: RNA binding; 3'-5'-RNA exonuclease activity. Bases 1 to 1641 code for a protein of 546 amino acids.
AUGGAGGUGACUAAGUCCAACUUUGCCGCAGUGCUGCCCGACGUGAAGGAGGCCAUCGCCGCUUCUGACUUCCUGUCCUUCGAUCUCGAAUUUACAGGCCUUACACUCGGCGGCUACCUCGACAACCACCCCGUCGAUCUGCUCGAGGAGCGAUACAAGAAGCUGAAGGAGAACUCGUCCGCCUUCACCAUCACCCAGUUCGGUCUCUCUGCCUUCACCUGGGACGCCACCGAGAACAAGUACGUGGCGCGUACGUGGAACUUCUACCUGUUCCCGCGUCCCUACGGAUGGUGCGACAGGCGCUUCACCUGCCAGGCGGCCUCGCUCCAGUUCCUCCUCGAGCACAAGUUUGACUUUAACAAGUUCAUCUACGAGGGUGUGGGCUAUCUGAGUCGCUACGUCGAGGGGAAGAUGCGGCCGCAGGUCGAAGAGGAGAUCCAGAAGCUCCUCGACGCCGCGUCGCAGGAGGCGCUGCCCGACAUCGUGCCCACCAACCCGCGCGACGUCGAGUUCGUGGCCGGCAUCAAGGCCUCGAUCGACGGGUGGCUGCAGGGCGACGGCUCCGAGCCGCUCCUACUCAUCGCGCCCAACUCCUUCCUCAGGCGCCUGGUCUACCAGGAAGUCCGCGGCAACUACCCGGAGCUCAAUGUGGAGAAGGUGCAGGGCACGUGGGAUAACAUGUCGAUCAGCCGCAUGAGCGAGGAGGAGAAGGCCAGGCGCAGGGCCGAGCUCGUCCAACAGAAGCGCGACGAAUUUGAGGCUGCCAUCGGAUUCCGACAGGUCUGGGAGGCCAUGAGCGCGUCGCGCAAGCCCGUCGUCGGCCACAACCUGCUGCUGGACCUGCUGUACAGCUACUUCCACUUCGAGGACCGUCUGCCGUCGAGCUUCCGCAACUUCAAGGUGGCCAUCAACAAGGUCUUCCCCACCAUCUUCGACACCAAGCACAUCGCCGCCACCGAUCCCGCCUACAAGGACCGUUUGCUGAGCACGGGGCUGGGCGACGUCUACGCGGCCGUGAAGGGCGGCGUCAACGUGGUCCACGCCGAGGGCUUCGACCGGUACCGCGAGAACGAGGAGUACGCCCAUGAGGCCGGUUUCGAUGCGUACAUGACGGGGGCCAUCUUUGCUGCGUACCUGGAGCAGAUCGUGGGCGCCGAGGCCCACAUCGAAGGAGUCCCGCUUGUCGCCAGCGCCAGGAUCCUUCAGUACGCCAACACGAUCAACCAGUAUGGCGCCUGCUCCGUGCUGCGCCUCGACCGCCCCGAGGACGAGAACGACUUUAGCAACGUCUUCCACGUCAGCAUCAACCAGAGGCCGGCACAGGCGGCCGACGUCAUGACCCUGUUCGAUGGUAUUCCGGUGCAGCUCAAGUGGAUCAACAAGACCAGCACGUGGGUCAUCAUCAAUGAUCGCUCCGUCCUCCCGCGCGUUUGGCCGCUCGUCAAGCAACAGCUUCAGACGCCCAAGGCGCGAUCGCACGGGUUCGUGGUGCGGAGCUUUGCCGAUUUCAAGGCGGGCAAGUCGCCCAUCGACUGGCCGCAGCUGGCCAAGGCCGCCCUCGCCGGUCUCGCCCUCCCGCUGGGCCUUGCCUUCGCCCUCCACCGCCUCUCCGGCGCCGCCCACUGCUCCACCCACCCGUAG